This is a messenger RNA of Polyodon spathula (Mississippi paddlefish), 1514 nucleotides long. Its product is annotated as proline-rich protein 18-like. Lineage: Eukaryota; Metazoa; Chordata; Actinopteri; Acipenseriformes; Polyodontidae. The coding region runs from base 174 to 908 and encodes 244 amino acids. The record is from RefSeq and is a predicted model, not a curated record. The transcript has a single exon.
CUCACUCUCCUUCACUUGUGAAAGCAAGUUGCACACACAGAGAGAAAGAAAACUCAGUUUCUACGUGCGUGGAUGACUGCUUGAAAACCGAACAAGUACCAACGCCUGCGUGUGCACUGCAUAGAACAAACAGCAACGCCGAUACAAAGGACGUAUUCUUUCUCAGUCUAAAUAUGCCUUUUCCACCGAUCAAUCUGCAUCAACGCAUGGCUUCUCCGGGAAAGGAGCUUUUUAAGAAAAUGAAAUCCAACAUAACCCCGCUUCAAAUCAAAGCUCAGGAGAAGAAUACAGAAAAGCAAAGUUUUGCAAGCUCCAUCAAACAGCUGGGGCGCAAACCUCAACCGAGAAGCAAUCUGACACAGAGAGGUGGCUCAAAUCUGGCAUUGGGAGCGCCGAAGAGCUACCGGCUCGCUCUUGCUGAGAAGCUGUCUAAUUCCUUUGACAGCAUGCCUGCUUCCAGCGGGUCUGCUGGUACUCGGAAGGACAGCAGCGUUUCCUCUCAGGACGAAGCGGACGAAGUGAUGCAUUUUUCCCUUAGUCUGACUCCUGAAGCCAUUCUUGUCAUCCAGAAGCGUAAUUUGGAAAAGCAGCUGUUGGCGAGGCAGCAGAAAAGCACCUUCCCUUCGGAUUUCAGACACAAGCAGAUCUUUCCAGGCAAAAUAAAGCAAGUUUUCAAAAACAACUCCGUCGCCAGAUCGCGUGACCCCGAUGACAUAAAGACCAUUGUAAAAAUCUCUUUGCUGAAUGAUCGGUAUAAAUAUGACGAUGUCGAGUACGAGGAGGAGGACAGUGAUGUGGAUGAAACAGUGAUGUGGAAAUGCAGAGAGUGGCUUGAAGGAGUGGAAAGCGCCGCUGCCUUAGAAAAAGUGGACAAGCUGGCAACAUUGCCUCAUCUAAGUACUUGCUAGCAACCAGCUGCCUUCCAAGACAUUUUACAUUUCCACCACGCAAAUGAAAGUGUGUGUGAAGAUUCCUGGAAAUGCCUGCUUCGGUGCUCUUGGAAGAAUCCACUCUGGAAAGACGUUUUCAUGUAACAGAUCCCAAUGGAUCUUUGAACAAAAUAACAGAAAGACAAAGACAUGGAACAAAAUGGCUUUGAUGAGCAUCCUGCCACAUUCCCAUUCAGGCCAUGGCUUGUGGAAUCACUGCAGCGAUUGUGUAACACGGAACAUUGUACAAAGUGCACAUAUAUCACGUUGUAUGUAAUUACAGUUUUAAGUGAUGUACAUAUUAUUUAUUAUCAAAUACAAUAAUGUUUUCUUAAGUUGUGUCUUUGCCAUUUUUACGCUGUUUUGUAAAGUGUAGUUUAUACAGAAUAACAUUGUUUAAAAUCCACACUUGGUGUUGUCAACUUGUCUGGCAUCAUACAGGUAUUGAAACAGAAAUGUUGGAAGAUUGUCUGUCUAUCUAUCUAGAUAUACAUAUAGAUAUACUGUAUAUGCAUAGCUACCAAUUACAUUUUUUACCUCUAUUGUUCAUAAAGAAAAAUCAAUAAAGCGUAUAUCAUUUUCGUA